Messenger RNA from Knipowitschia caucasica, 1131 nucleotides. The record is from the annotation of a GenBank genome assembly. Lineage: Eukaryota; Metazoa; Chordata; Actinopteri; Gobiiformes; Gobiidae.
AUGGCCCAAGUGAAGCGGGAGCAGGACCCCGAGGAGAACAGUUCAGACGCUCGGAGCGAAGACCACGACCACGACGGAGCGUUUGUGAUCUGUGUAAAGGAGGAGCCGCAGGAGGUGUGCAUCAGAGAAGAGCGCAGAGAGGAGGUGCGCAGAGAGGAGGUGCGCAAAGAGGAGGAACGCAGAGGCCAAACAGACAGCCCCUUUAUCCAGGUCAUUGUAAAGAGUGAAGAGGAGGAGCAGGAAGAAGACAAUGAGGAGGAGGAGGAGAAUGAGGAGUGCGCUGUACCAAACCCUCGGCGGGCAGACUGCAGCGCGUCUGAAAAGUCGGAGCUGAAAGAUGGCGCCUCAGAGAAACAGAUCUCUGGAGACAAACUGCGCUGUGGCGUGUGUCUGAAGUCGUUCCGUCACGCCGCCAGCCUGCGGCGCCACCGCCUGCAGCACUCAGGGCGGCGCCCAUUCACGUGUCCGUUCUGUCAGAAGGAGUUUGCGCAGUCGGCGCACCUGACGUCGCACAUGCGUGUGCACACGGGCGAGCGACCUUACAGCUGCUCCCACUGUGACAGGACCUUCGCAGAGAAACGCACGCUGGAGAUGCACGCACGGCUGCACACGGGGGAGAAACCUUUCAGCUGUUCCGUCUGCGGCAAACGCUUCACGCAGAACACUUUGAAGCUGCACAUGCGCACGCACACCGGGGAGCGACCUUACAGCUGCUCUGUCUGUGGAAAGAGCUUCACACAGUUCAAAGUGCUGAGGGACCACCUGCAAGUGCACAGCGAGGAAAAGCCCUUCAGCUGCUCAGUCUGUGAGAAAAGCUUUGGGCGCCAGAGCCACCUGAGCGCGCACAUGUCCACGCACACAGGAGACAAACCCUUCAGCUGCUCAGUCUGCCACAAGGCCUUUUCCAAACAGAGUAAUCUGAAGGGCCACAUGCUGACGCACUCGGGGGAGAAACCUUUCGGCUGUUCUCAGUGUGAGAAGAAGUUUUCCCGCCAGCCCAACCUGAGCCGCCACAUGCUGGUGCACACAGGGGAGAGACCCUUCAGCUGCUCAGUCUGUGACCGCAGCUUCCUGAGGCAGAACCAGCUGACCAAGCACCAGGCCACUCACAGCGACGAGGCCCAGGGUUAA